Messenger RNA from Crotalus tigris (Tiger rattlesnake), 3927 nucleotides. RefSeq names its product activin A receptor type 1 (gene ACVR1). NCBI's taxonomy places the organism in Eukaryota, Metazoa, Chordata, Lepidosauria, Squamata, Viperidae. Gene Ontology annotation, biological process: dorsal/ventral pattern formation; BMP signaling pathway; protein phosphorylation. The transcript has 11 exons. The record is from RefSeq and is a predicted model, not a curated record. Gene Ontology annotation, molecular function: SMAD binding; transforming growth factor beta receptor activity, type I; ATP binding. Gene Ontology annotation, cellular component: plasma membrane; BMP receptor complex. The coding region runs from base 703 to 2274 and encodes 523 amino acids.
AUGAUGUGCCUGCCGUUUGGCUUAUUCCAGCUCCUGAAGCCCAUUGGCAGAACAGGGAGCAGCCACUUCCUUCUCUCUCACUGCAGCUGGAUUCCCGGCUGAGUAGCUCCUCCUCCGCCGCCGCCUCCUCCUCCUCCUUCUCCCGCCGGAGUCUGCCUUGUCUCGGCUCGCCCGGCUGCUUUCUGGAACUUUGCGCUCGUCUCGCCCUCCCUUUUGCCAACUUUUCCCCGUCACCCCCAGCACGACGGGAAGUUCUUCUCUAGCCUGCGAAGGACGCCGCCGCCGCGGGGAGCGCAAAUCCCGCCGGAGGUGGGAGGCGGCCGCUGGGGAGAUGCGGUCGGGGAGCGAUUAGAGCGCGGGACUCCGGGUUUGGCCGUCGCCGCCACCGUUGCCAGCGCUGCAGCAACUUGCGGCUUGGAGCGGUGGUCGGCGCCGCCGCCGCCGCUGCGGCAAAUCGGUGGAGGAGAAAUUCUUGCGGCGGCUGCUGCUGCUGCUACUGCUCCUCCUCCUUUAACUGCGCCUGAAGCUCCCGCGCUUGCCCGUUCGGCUGCUUUUGCCUUUGUCUGUAACAGAUCGAGAGAAAAACAGAAGUUUUACUUCAUGGCAAGAAGUAAUUUCCUGCAACAGAAAUUGCCCCCCAAACUGGGCAGAAGGAAUCUUCAUAAAUUGUGAUGUGCAGACCUUCAGUCAUAUUUUGCUGAAAUGGGUUACACAGCCCGCAGUUCAGCCCUGGGAUUUGUUCUUAGAUCUACAAUGAUAAAUGGACUUAUGAUUGUUCCUGUUCUUGUGAUGUUAGUUUUUCUUUCACCAAACAAGGCUGACGACGAGACUGACUAUGAAUGUGUGUGUGAAGGCAUGUCAUGUGUGAACGGAGUCCGCUGCAGAGGGCAUAGGUGCUUCUCCUCCUUGAGCAUCAAUAAUGGAGAAAGGGUUUAUCAGAAGGGCUGCUUCAAAGUUUAUGAGCAAGGGAAGAUGACGUGCCGAACGCCUCCAUCUUCAGAUCAAGCAGUGGAAUGCUGUCAAGGGGAUCUGUGCAACAUUAACAUAACAGCAGAGCUGCCAGUGAAAGGGCAUCCAUCGCAAGGGGAAGCCAUGGGUCACACCAUGGAAAUGCUUGUCAUUUUCAUACUGGCUCCCACUAUGGUGCUGAUCGUAUUUUCGGCAGCCGCAGUGCUGAUCAUCAGAAAGAUUCGGCAGCGCCAUAUGGAAAGGCUGAACUCCAGGGACGCAGAAUAUGGCACAAUUGAAGGGCUCAUAGCCUCGAACGUUGGUGAUAGCACAUUGGCAGACCUGUUGGACCAUUCCUGUACCUCUGGAAGUGGCUCAGGGCUGCCUUUUCUGGUACAAAGAACAGUGGCUCGGCAGAUUAGCCUGUUGGAGUGUGUAGGGAAAGGCCGAUACGGAGAAGUCUGGCGAGGACAAUGGCAAGGAGAGAACAUUGCUGUCAAAAUCUUUUCUUCCCGAGAUGAAAAGUCCUGGUUCAGAGAAACAGAACUAUACAAUACUGUGUUGCUGAGGCAUGAAAAUAUUUUAGGCUUUAUUGCUUCGGACAUGACAUCACGGAAUUCCAGCACUCAGUUGUGGCUAAUCACACAUUACCAUGAAAUGGGCUCGCUCUACGACUACCUGCAACUGACAACGCUGGACACUGUGAGCUGUUUACGAAUAGUUUUGUCCAUAGCUAGUGGCCUUGCUCAUUUGCACAUUGAGAUAUUUGGGACCCAAGGGAAACCUGCCAUUGCUCAUCGGGACCUGAAGAGUAAAAAUAUCUUAGUUAAGAAAAACGGGCAGUGUUGCAUUGCAGAUCUAGGUCUCUCCGUCAUGCAUUCUCAAAGUACCAAUCAGUUGGAUGUUGGGAACAACCCCCGUGUAGGUACCAAGCGCUAUAUGGCCCCAGAAGUCUUAGAUGAAACAAUUCAGGUGGAUUGCUUUGACUCCUACAAAAGAGUUGAUAUUUGGGCAUUUGGACUGGUCCUCUGGGAAGUAGCCAGGCGCAUGGUUAGCAAUGGUAUAGUUGAAGACUACAAGCCUCCAUUUUAUGAUGUAGUUCCUAACGAUCCUAGUUUUGAAGACAUGAAAAAAGUAGUUUGUGUGGAUCAGCAGAGGCCAAAUAUUCCCAACAGAUGGUUUUCAGACCCUACAUUAACUUCACUUGCUAAGCUCAUGAAAGAAUGCUGGUAUCACAAUCCAUCGGCACGAUUAACAGCUUUGCGUAUCAAAAAGACGUUGACCAAAAUUGAUAAUUCCUUGGACAAGCUCAAAUCUGACUGUUGAUAAAAGGCCACAAUGCCGGCAGACACUAAGAAGGACAUGCAACUCGCUGAACUCUGGGAUUUGGUUCCAAGUGGCUUCAGCCACCGGCACAGUUGUACACCCAACCAGCCAUUUGAGAGGAAACAGAGCCAUGAGAACCUGAACUGGCGCCUGCCACAGCAUUUUUUUUUUUUUUGCAAAUGGCCAAUCAUUAAAGACUUCAGGCUGAAUCUCUGGUGGCCUCUGAAAGAAGACAGAGGAGUCCUGAGACAAAAUUGGGGCAUUAGAACCAUGGCUUUUAAUUAUUAUUAUUAUUUUUUAAUUCAAGAAAAAGAAACAGAUGCUCCCAACUUUUGGCACAUGGAACUGGUCAGUUUUAACUUUGCCUGCGUGUCUCUUCUUCGUUGCACCAAGGGAUUCCUUGCAUUCCUUCCUUGCACUGUUACAGUUUAAUUUUAAGAAACGGACUUGCCAAAAGUAGGAUUGGCUUUGUACUCCUUGGUCUUUAUGUUUUUGGAUAUUAGAAAAUCAGUUUGGGCAACCGAACCCAUAACUGACUCUUCUCCUCUUUCUCUUUUUAUUUUGUUAAGCUGCAUUUUACAUAUGUGUACUGUUUACACUAAGGAUGGACACUAGGAAUUGUUGAUGAGGAAACAUGCGGAUGUUAAUUUAUUACUGGUGCAUUUAACAGUUUUUUAAAAACUGAGAAAAGUGCAUACAGUUAAAGUUUAUUUUUAUGUAGCUUCUAUCACUUCUUACAGUCUCUUUUUCGUAAUAUCAUAUAAUCUGAAUUGGUUCUGUUUCUUUCCCCUGUUGAGUCAUUUAGACAUUUUAAUCACAUUUUUAAGUGUUUCACAUUUUACAUGUGUAUGGUCUGUAACAUAUAUUUUCAGUUCAAAAUAUGCAAAACAUUUAUAUAUAAAUAUUAUAUAUAUAAAUAUAUAUAUAUAUCUAAAUAUAAAGCCAUUACUCAAAUUAUGUCACAUCUAGUACCUUAUUGAUUUAGAACAGUGUUUCUCAACCUUGACAAUUUUAAGGCAUGUGGACUUCAACUCUCAGAAUUCCACAGCCAGCAACGCUGGCUGUGGAAUUCUGGGAGUUGAAGUCCACAUGCCUUAAAAUUGUCAAGGUUGAGAAAUAUUGAUUUAGAAGAAUGGAUUAGCAGAGCAAAAGAGCAAACAAUAAGGUCAUAAGAAAGUACUGCUUCCUCCCUCCCCCAAUUUAUACAUGAGUAUUUAAAUGUGGCAAGGAAGAAAUAGCUUUAAUUUCCUUUUUUUUCCUAUUAAGUAGCUGCUUGUAUAAACAAAAGAGAAUAUUUCCCAGUGAAAUGAAAGGGGAGCAUUCUACUUAGUGCCUCCUGAGCUUAAGGUGAAGGUGGUGUGUUUAAAGUGAAGCAUAAGCAUAUAUCUGUGGAUGAUUCUCAUUCUGAACUGGGCUGGGCUGUGAAAAAUCAGCCAUCAAGUGUUUUGGUCCAUGUGAUGGAAAAGAGAUCUCUGAGCUUUGGAAUGCUGCAACCAUCCCUCAGACGGGGGAUGGGAACAUUGGAUAUUCAUUCUGGAGCUGUGACCUCAUAAUGGCAUGGAUUGUUGCGUGAUGUAUGGAUAAAAAGAUGAUGUCUUCUGGCUGCUUUUUUUUAUAUCAAGUUUCCCAAGUAAACAACUUUGAUUCUAGUGC